Molecule: messenger RNA, 306 nt
Organism: Oppiella nova
Lineage: Eukaryota; Metazoa; Arthropoda; Arachnida; Sarcoptiformes; Oppiidae
Source: the annotation of a GenBank genome assembly
UACUCGAUAGUGACAUCGCGGUCGCCGGUGUUGCAGAAAAUCAACGUCGAGUUGAGUCGGUUAGCGGAUCAGCAGUUGUUAACCAAUAAAUGGAUUUUGUUUGAAAAGGCCAUCGAAGCCACCGCUACCACCAAACAGAUCAACACUAAACUACAUCCAGAGUACGACCACUUUGCCUGUUUUGUCGUUUUCAUCGCUGCCUAUCGGAUAUGUUUGGUGCAGAUCUAUGGCUACAAACAACUCAUAAAACAGAUCCAAUGUCUGCGAUCCAUUACAUACGACCCCCAGAGCACAGCCCACCAGCAA